AUGGAGGUGGGGUGCUACGCUUCCGUCCCCGAAGCCCUCACCUACAGGCGCAAGCUGCAUGCGAGCUGCGCCUGCGGCCCCAGCUACACCAUCAAGCCGGGCGACUCGCUGGAUGCCAUUGCCAAGUCAUGCGGCUCCACCGUCGAUGACCUGGCUGCCACCAACAACAUCCCCAACAUCGACAUCAUCACCGUCGGUACCGUUCUGACCAUCCCCGGCUGCGGUAGCGGCGGGCAGACAGCAUCAACAUCAUCCAGCUGCACCUGCGGCCCCAGCUACACCAUCAAGCCGGGCGACUCGCUGGAUGCCAUUGCCAAGUCGUGCGGCUCCACCGUCGCUGACCUCGCUGCCACCAACAACAUUUCCAACAUCGACCUCAUCACCGCCGGUACCGUUCUGACCAUCCCCGGCUGCGGCUAA
This is a messenger RNA of Chlorella variabilis, 420 nucleotides long. RefSeq lists its product as hypothetical. The transcript is spliced from 3 exons. Lineage: Eukaryota; Viridiplantae; Chlorophyta; Trebouxiophyceae; Chlorellales; Chlorellaceae. The record is from RefSeq and is a predicted model, not a curated record. Bases 1 to 420 code for a protein of 139 amino acids.